Molecule: messenger RNA, 5530 nt
Organism: Drosophila takahashii
Lineage: Eukaryota; Metazoa; Arthropoda; Insecta; Diptera; Drosophilidae
Biological process (GO): actin filament polymerization
Cellular component (GO): actin filament
Source: RefSeq, a predicted model, not a curated record
AUGUCGUCUCCACUCCUCUGGGCGGUGCUCCUGCUAACCACCGCACUGAGCAGUGGUGGCUGGGCGGCGCCCACAGUCGUCCUCGGUGGUGCAGCGGCAGUGGGGCAAAAGCCAUCCCAGUCGCACCACCAUUACCACCAUGGUUAUCUGGAGAUCGGAGUGCAGGGCAACACGCCCACUUUGAUGGAGGCCAGCACCACCAGGGGCGCCAAGCAGGCACCACUGGGCACUAGCACCACCACCAGCACCACUAGCACCACCACCACCGAAAUGCCAAGAGCCACUGAUGAAAUUCAGGUGACCAAAACAGUGCCAACAGCUGAAGUAACAACUGCAGUCAGCACCACUGAGAACAGAACCACUCAAGGGAGCACCACUGAAAGUAGCAGCAUCACUGAGAAAUCAAAGGAAACCAGUGAAACACUAAGAAGAACCACUGAAAGUAGCACUACUAAAGGAAGCACCACUGAGGGAAGCACCACUCAGGGAAGCACCACUCAGGAAAGCACCACUGAAGGAAGCACCACUCAGAGAAGCACCACUGAAAGAAGCACCACUGAGAAAAAAACCACUAAAAGUAGCACCACCACUGAAACCCUCGCUUUAGUCAACAGCCCAACUGCACCACCGAACGCCGAAGAAUCGCAGGUGGUGCAGCUGCUGGACCUCGAGCACACGGUGGCUCCACCACUCGACAGCGGUCACGAUGGCCUCAAGCUGACCAAGAAGAAGCAGCUGCAGCAGCAGCACUUCCCCAGCACCACCACGGUGGUUAGCAGCACCCUUGAAACGGAAAUGGAAAGGAUACCCACCACCACCACCACUACCAGGGCUGCACCACCACCCACUCCCCUGCUGCCCGUUCACAAUGGCUACCUGGGACCGAUCUUCAUGGGCGAGAAGACCUUCAGUGUGGUGCAUCCGCUGAAGAAGCCGCAGCCGGCGAACCACCAGCAUGUGGCUUCUAUAGAGAGUCAAUUGCGCAAUGGCCGCCUGGUGGAGAUUCUGGCGCCCACGUCACUGCUCGAGGCCAGCACCACCCAGGCACCACCACGGGAAGUAGGACCCCCCUCCUCAGCGGUGCUCUCCACCACCGUGUUCCAGGUGCCCGAGCUGCAGACCAGCACCACCCGUCUGCCCACCAGCAAUAACCUGAUGGUCGGUGGUGCAGAGCGCACCGAAUCCAAGAUCUCCGACAUUCAGAUCGAGGUCUACGACUCCACGGUGGACUCCAUUGUGGCCUCGACGAAUUUCCGCGACAGCGAGGGCUUCUAUGCGCCUGCACCACCGCCACCACCACCGCCGGAAAUGGAAACCACCCGGCCGUCGCACGAGAUGAUGAUGUCGCUGCCCCAGGAGCGAUUCACCCAGUACGUGAUCGAUCGGGCGGAUGUGUCCACCCAGCCGGCAUCGGGUGGUGGUUCCGGUGGUGGUUCAUCGGGUGGUGCAACUCUGGGCAAACCCGAGCCGGCGGCCAUCGAGAUACACAUCAAUGUUUCCGAGGCCUUUGGCAGCGAGAGCGAGGAUCUGGAGUUCUCCUAUCGCCAGCCGGAGAAACAGAAGAACGGCGACGAGAUUCUGGUGGUGGAGAUCAUCGACAGUGGUGCGGACAACAGCAGCAGCUCCGAAUCUUCCGCUUCUUCCUCCUCCUCCUCCUCCUCCUCUUCGAGUGGCGAGCACAUCAAUCCGAUUUUCACAUUCCGCAACUCGGAUGCGGCGGCUGCACCACCGCCACCAGUGCGACCACCUCAAUCCGCCGUCCAGGAUGCCGACGAGCUCUUCAUGGCCGAUCUCAAGGACGGUGGUGGUGCAGUGCCACGCCCACCGCCGCCACCACCACCGCCGCCACCGCGAAAGCCGAGCAUCGAUCGCGAUUCGGAUACGAUCUUCUACAUCUCGAACACCGAGGUCAAGGUGGGUGAGUCGCUGCCCACGGCGGUGGUGCCGGUGGUGCAGGGCGAGCAGCAGCAGCAGCGCAAGUUCCUGCAGCUGGAGAACCAGUUCUUCCCCGCCAGCUACGUGAUGGAUCAGAAGCAGCCGCAGCAGCAGCAGGCGGAUGAGGACAUCAUCCUGUCGCCGCUGCACCACAAUGCCGAUGGUCUGAAGAUCUUCCGCAGCAGUUCCUCCUCCUCGGGCGACGGAGCACCACCUCUGGACGUGACCUAUGUGGGUGAGUCGGUGAUCGAGGUGGAGCAGCAGCAGCCGCAAAGCUGGAGCAGCACGAUGCAGCCACAUCAGCAGGACAUCAUCAUCCAGCCGGCGGUGCUGCCCGAUUUGGCCAUCGGAGUGCCGGUGAUCGGUGAGCUGCCGCCGCAGAUCGAGCUCAAGGAGAUCGACUACAUGCCCGGGGAACUCGGAAUGGGAAUGGGCAUCUACGAGAACGACAUCCAGAGCAACAGCAUCGACAGCGAGCCGGAUGUGAUCGAGAGCUCCAUUCAGUACGGCGGUGAUUUGAUUGACGAUGGAGCCGGCGGAGGUUUCGAUGGCGUCGAGGGCUCCUAUCCCUUCGAGAGUCCAGCGCAUCGACAGCUGCAGGUGGGCGGUGGGAACGGUGGUAUUCACGGAAUGAGCCGCCUGCCCCACCGCCAGGCGGCCAACCACUUGCACCGCGAACAGCUGCCCUCGGCGGAGAUGGUCAAUGCCACGCUGCUCCAGCGAUAUGAUAGUGGUUCUGGUUCAGGAUCGGGAUCCGGAUCGGGUUCGGGAUCGGGAGCUGCCUCGGCCAUGGCUCCCUUGCUGGCCAGCGGAGGUGGGAGGAGCGCCAAUGCCACCGCUCUCUCGGAGGAUCCUCUCGCCGACUAUGACGGAUUCUUCAAUCUAUUUGCCGUUUCCAUGGGUCUCAUCAUCGUCAUCCUGCCCUCUGCCCUGCUGGUGUCCAUGUACUGCGCUAUAAAGUAUGUGCUUGGCAAGAACACAGGAGCGGGCACGGGUGGCGCCCCAGGCGAUGACAGCGAACAGGGACAGGACUCCAAGCACGAGUCAGAAUCGUCGUCAUUCUCAUCAUCUGGCUCGGCAUUUGCAUUUGGCAGAGCCACCUUGCCACCGACAGAACCACACCCUCACCCACAGCCACACCACCACCCACCGCCCACAGCCACGCCCCCAAGUGGCGGCAGUCAAGGCCGUUUACUGAUGGCUGGUCUGGAAAGCCUCGCGUUUCGAUUCGAAACGAAAGGCGAGGUGGGUGAGAAAGGGGAGGUGGCUCAGGUGGGUGGUGGUGCCUCCUCCUUUGCUCCUCCCUGCGGCUCCGUCACCAAGAUGACGCUCAAAGAUAAUCAUCUGAUUGUUGUCACCGAGGAGCGGCACGACAUCUCGAGGAAUGCCCGCGAGACGAAAAUGCACACGGACAAGGAUGGCGUCUUUGUGGUGGAGGUGGCCCGCGGCAUUGACUCCAAACAACUUCCCGCAGGCGAUCAUACCGGCGUCAUCUUGGACUCCACCGAACUGCCCUUCGACAACGGAAAGUUGGCGCCCAACGGGGGGCAUUUGCUCGAUAAGAGCCUGCCGCCCAGCCACGAACAGGUGCAGAUCCAUGCGCCGCCCCAGGACUGCUGCCCCACCACCGCUGCCGCCGCCGCCGCUCCACUUCAUCUCAUCGAGGAGGCCGAGGAGCAGGUGGCCGACGAGCCGGUCGAGGAACCCUCCAAUCCCGCCCUCACCGGCCUCUCGCAAUCGGAUCUCAGCUCCACCUCGUCGAGCGACUCCAACAAGCGCUACUCGUACGGCAACCAGGAGCUCUAUGUCAUCGAGCAGCCGGGCUAUGCCACCAGUUCGCCCACAGCCAAGCCCAUAUUGAUAAGUCCGAAUGUGAAUCUAGAUCAGAACCUCAAGACGCAGUUGUCCAUUAGCCCGGAACAAACGGAGAUGGGAGAUUCGAGCCAGGGUUCCAAGAAGUCUGAUGAAGAGGCAUUGCCCGAGAAAGAAACCGAGGUUCUUCCGGAAAAGGAAAAAGAAGUAGAGGUACAGUCACCGCCAGAAAAGUUAGUUGCCCCGGAAAUUAUGACAGAGAUGCCAGUCAAAGAUGAGGAAGAAGUUCCCGCCAAAGAGGAAGUGCUGCCGCCAGCAGUCGAAGUCUCACCGCCAAAGGAAGAGCCGAAGGAUCCCAUAGAUACCCCCGAGGAACAAGCCGAAUCAAAACCAGACUCCGAACCGGAAAAGCCCAUUGAAUCCCAGCCAGAGACCGAGGCGGAGAGCAACUACGACAGCCUGAUGAGCCUGCCGGCGCCACCAUCCACGGAGGAGAUCAAGGAGCUGGGCGACUACACGCUCAUGGAGUCCAACCAGUUGGACAGCCUGCCGCCGCCACCACCGCCGCUCCUCGAGGCGCCCAGUGCGCCGGCGGCCAUUGUGGUUGGCAAGAUGGGCAGCACCACCACCACCACCACCGCCACGGGAACCACCACCACCACUGGGGGUGAGCCGGCCACCCUGACACCACCCGCCUCGCCGCCCGCCACCCCACCGCCCUCGCAGACAUCGACGCAGUUCGUCAGCAAUGGGCUAACCAAUGGCAUCCACGCUUUGGCCGCCGUCGAUGUGAAUGGCAGUUAAGAGAAGAAACAGUUACGGGAUGGUAAGAGAUUUUUUUUCAUCGGAUCUCAUAGAGAUCGUGGGGAGAUCGCGGAGAUCGUAGGGUUAAGGAUUACUAGGAGUACUGAUACCAGAAAACCCAAGAAAAAAAAUAACUGUGGCAAAAAACGUUCUCAAGCAAAACUUAAAUUUAAAUAUACACUAAAUAGAGAGAAACUUUUUCCACUUACUGUUUGUUGAUUUUCGAAUAUAACGAAUAACGAGUAAUAACAAUUAAAUGCGAUUAAUAUAAAUAUAUAAAUAUAAAUCAUAAUUAAUUGUUUGUCUAUUUGCGGCUGGCGGCCUCUCCCCCCACCAACCAUCCACCCACCACCCACUGUCCACCCACAGCCACCCACUUUGACCCACUUCCCUCUCCAUUUCGGGGGGAGGUGCGGCUAACGAGUAUUUCAAUGUCUAUAACUACAAUAAAGCUAGAGCAAAAAAAAUGAACGAGAAUAAAAUACAAAUACGAUAGAAUCUGCAUACAAAAAAUACAUAUAAUAUAAUGCAAGAAAUGCGAUACACGUGGGCAAACAAAAAAGAGAGAGUAACUACCGAUAUGUAACGAUGCAUAAUUAAUUAGGCUAAUUAUUUACACACACAACAGCGCCAAAAUUGAAAAACAGAGAGCAGAGAACAGCAACCGCAUAAAGGGCAUAAUUGUAGUGAAGUUAUUUGGGUUCGAUUGGCCAGUUCGUGGACAGCCAAUAGCAUCUAAGUGUGUCCUGUGUCCGGAGGAUCCCCGUCGAGGAUUAGUGUAUAGGGUUUUAAUUAGCAGCGAUCCGGAGGGAAGUCCGAGUUGGUUUCAAAGGCAUCAAUUGCUGUUAAGAGGGAUUGUGUUUAAGUGGAUUUCCGAUGAAAAUGAUUUAAUUAAUACUGGUAAAGUGCCAAAGAAAUGACUAAAUUUGAAAAUCACCAAAAAGGUGACUAAAAGUAUGCAGCAAUAUAUUUUCAGGCC